Striga asiatica is the source of this 5123-nucleotide messenger RNA. Lineage: Eukaryota; Viridiplantae; Streptophyta; Magnoliopsida; Lamiales; Orobanchaceae. The record is from the annotation of a GenBank genome assembly.
UUUCCAUCAUAAUUUUGAGGAAGAGAAAGAGUCGAAACAUAAUUUCAUCCAAAUUUCACCCUAAAUCUCAACCAAAGUCUCCAUCAUCUUAAAAAUCUGUCGCGGAGCCUUCAAACUCAAGCCGAAACAAUUGUCUACCGCGUCCAAUUGCUUGAUUGCAAACAAUCCAAUUCUGGGUCGCGAAGGUCGAGAGGUCGGGCGACGGUAAACUACAACUUUUGAAUUCUGCGAGCAACCACCGGGCGACGGAAACGACCAUUUCGACGGUGCUGGACACUUUCAAUUAUUGAACUUUUUAGAAUUUCAGGUGUGUAGCGGGGUUUUUCUCAGGGGAACUUGUUGCCGGUGUUCAGUUGAUGCACGACCUUGUACAAUACUCCAACAAACCUUACAUCGGGCUGAGAUUUGAUUUCCCUGAGACUCGUGGCCACCCGACACCGACCUUCGAAAUUCGAAUCUUCGCCAUAAUUAUCGCCCACCUCAAAAGCUCCAGCAAGUCGGCUUUGACACGCGCCGUAAUUUCACUGUCCUCCUCGUGGGAAUAUCUCCCGCCGUGUAUUAGCACAACGUGUGGUGGCCUUCUUGUUAGCGCUACAAGAAACUUAGCCUCUCCGGUGCCGUCGAUUUACUUUGCUCCAGGCACAGAAAGCGUGUUAUUGAAAGAAACCAUGCCGUUUUCUUGGUUUUGUGUGAAACCCAAAAUCAGAAUUGUUCGAGUUAGGGUUUUUGAUUCACAUCACUUGAUGGAAGAAGUUCCUCUCGUCUGGAAAAAAUCUGGAGACGGCGUGCCCUUUGAUCCAGAUAGAUUGAAAGACACCUUGGAACCUGAAGAUUCCGGCGUUGGAGGUUUGCUUGUGCCGGAGAAGGAUAGAGUAGUGUUUAGACCUCAGAGGAAAUCAGUUUUAGGAUUGGACAUUCUUGCUAAUGCAAAACGUUUGGAGGCAAAGGUUGAUGGUUCCUUUAAGGUUCCGAAGGAUAGAGUUUCAUCCAUUGCAGCAUCUCUUGGUGAAGACGAGGAGAAGUCUUCGUUGGGAAUUGAUGAAGUAGACACUGACACAUCGAAAACCCUACGCAACAAUACUAAUAGGAGAUAUCGUGAACUAGCUUCAAAUUCAGGGAGUGUUAUGACUGAAGACAUACCAACUAACGAAGCACUUCCUCAGCAUCAUCCUGACGAUCAUGUUAAGGUCUCAACUUCAUCUAGCGGGAGUUCCAGGAGUAGGAAUUCUUUUUCUGACAACACAUACGAUGACCGAAACCGAAGCAAUAAUGGGAACCAUCACAGAAGCUCAAGCAGAUCAUCAAGACAUAGGUAUGAUUCUGACAGGGAAGGAAGGACCCUGAGAGAGAGAUCCCGUGGUGAAGAAAAAGAGCACAGCGGAGACUAUGGACGAAAGAGAAGUAGAUACGAUAGGUCUAUGAGAUCACCUAGUAGAUCUGAAUGGGACAAUGGACGAUGGGAGUGGGAAGAUACGCCACGUCGUGAAGGCCGAGACCAACGUCAUUGGCCGUCCCCCAAGUUUGUUGGGGCAUCUCCUGAUGCAAGGCUUGUUUCCCCGUGGUUGGGUGGGCGUACUUCUUCUCCGGCUCCUGCAUCUCCUUGGGACAUCUCUGCUCCUUCCCCCACUCCGAUUCGAGCUUCUGGGUCCUCCGUUAGGUCUGUAGGUUCCCGAUAUGGUGGAAAGUCAAAUAAGUUCAACUCCUCUCUGGAUAAGCUGGAGGAUGGAGAAAACGGCGUUGAUAAAUUACCAGAAGACCAAGAUCAUGAUAUAUCAGAAAGUAUGCGGUUAGAGAUGGAGUACAAGGCUGAUCUUGCCUGGUAUGAUCGAGAAGAAGAUGGCAAUGUGUAUGGUGAUGAUGGCUCGUCAUCUUUUCUCGGUAGUGAGGCAUCUUUUCAGAAAAAGGAGGCUGAGCUGGCUAAAAGACUGGUACGUAAAGAUGGAAGCCAGAUGACUCUUGCACAGAGCAAGAAAUUAUCACAGAUGACUGCCGAUAAUGCUCAGUGGGAGGAUAGACAACUGUUGAGAUCGGGAGCUGUUAGAGGAACUGAAGUGCAGACUGAGUUUGAUGAUGAGGAAGAACGGAAAGUUAUUCUUCUUGUACAUGAUACAAAACCUCCUUUUCUCGAUGGGAGGAUUGUUUACACCAAGCAAGCCGAGCCAAUUAUGCCAUUAAAAGACCCUACAUCAGAUAUGGCCAUAAUAGCACGGAAAGGCUCGAAUUUGGUUAGGGAAAUCCAUGAAAAACAGAGCAUGAACAAGUCACGCCAACGUUUUUGGGAGCUCGCUGGUUCAAAGUUAGGUGAAAUUCUUGGGGUCGAGAAAACUGCAGAACAGAUUGAUGCGGAUACUGCUAAAGUGGGUGAAGAAGGUGAAGUUGAUUUCAAAGAGGACGCAAAAUUUGCGCAGCAUUUAAAGAAGGAUGAGGCAGUGAGCGAUUUCGCUAAAUCGAAAACAUUAGCCCAACAGCGGCAGUAUCUGCCCAUUUUCUCUGUACGAGAGGAGUUGCUUCAGGUGAUCCGUGAGAAUCAGGUGGUGGUAGUAGUUGGUGAAACUGGUUCAGGGAAAACAACACAACUAACCCAGUAUCUUCAUGAGGAUGACUACACAAGCAAUGGCAUUGUUGGUUGCACUCAGCCACGUCGUGUAGCUGCCAUGAGCGUUGCCAAAAGAGUCAGUGAGGAGAUGGAAACUGAACUUGGUGAUAAAGUUGGAUAUGCAAUACGUUUCGAGGAUGUCACUGGGCCCAACACUGUCAUUAAGUACAUGACUGAUGGUGUGCUUCUGAGGGAGACUCUCAAAGAUGCUGACCUGGAAAAAUAUCGCGUUGUUGUAAUGGACGAAGCACACGAACGAUCCCUAAGCACAGAUGUCCUAUUUGGCAUCCUUAAGAAAGUCGUCGCCAGGCGCCGUGACUUCAAGCUCAUCGUAACAUCAGCCACCCUUAAUGCCCAGAAAUUCUCUGAUUUCUUUGGGAGUGUACCCAUAUUCCACAUCCCAGGACGAACUUUCCCGGUCCAGAUCCUCUACAGCAAAACACCCUGCGAAGACUACGUAGAAGCUGCCGUUAAACAAGCCCUAACAAUCCACAUCACCAGCCCCCCUGGCGACAUACUCAUCUUCAUGACAGGCCAAGACGAAAUCGAGGCCACGUGCUAUGCCUUAGCCGAGCGCAUGGAGCAACACGCCACCAAAAAAGAAAUCCCGAAGCUUUUAAUCCUCCCCAUCUACUCCCAGCUCCCGGCCGACCUCCAAGCCAAGAUCUUCCAAAAGGCCGAAGACGGGGCUCGAAAGUGCAUCGUGGCCACCAACAUUGCCGAGACUUCCCUCACAGUCGAUGGAAUUUUUUACGUAAUCGACACGGGUUACGGUAAAAUCAAAGUCUAUAACCCGCGCAUGGGCAUGGACGCCCUCCAAGUUUUCCCGGUUAGUCGGGCUGCGGCAGACCAGCGGGCUGGACGAGCGGGCCGAACAGGGCCCGGAACUUGCUACCGCCUCUUCACUGAAUCUGCUUACCUCAACGAGAUGCUCCCGAGCCCUGUCCCUGAGAUCCAGCGCACAAACCUCGGCAAUGUCGUCUUACUUCUCAAGUCCCUCAAGAUUGAAAACCUGCUCGAUUUCGACUUCAUGGAUCCUCCUCCGCAGGAGAAUAUCCUCAACUCGAUGUACCAGCUUUGGGUUCUUGGCGCGUUGAGCAAUGUCGGUGAUUUAACCGACCUCGGCUGGAAAAUGGUCGAGUUCCCGCUCGACCCGCCCCUUGCCAAAAUGCUUCUGAUGGGCGAAAAACUGGGAUGCCUUAACGAGGUUUUGACGAUUGUCUCCAUGCUUUCGGUCCCGUCGGUUUUCUUCCGGCCCAAGGAUCGGGUCGAGGAAAGCGACGCUGCUCGGGAGAAAUUCUUCGUGCCGGAAUCCGAUCACCUGACGCUACUCAACGUGUACCAGCAGUGGAAAGGUAAGCAGUACAGGGGAGAUUGGUGUAACGACCACUUUUUACACGUGAAGGGGUUGAAAAAGGCUCGAGAGGUGAGGUCACAGCUGCUCGACAUACUUAAAACGCUUAAAAUACCGCUGACGUCAUGCGGGCCCGAUUGGGAUGUCGUGCGAAAAGCUAUAUGCUCGGCAUAUUUUCACAACUCUGCUCGGCAGAAAGGUGUUGGGGAGUAUGUUAACUGUAGGAAUGGAAUGCCGUGUCAUUUGCACCCGAGUAGUGCUAUAUAUGGGCUCGGGUACACUCCGGAUUAUGUGGUGUACCACGAGCUGGUGCUGACGAGCAAGGAGUAUAUGCAGUGUGCGACAGCUGUCGAGCCUCAGUGGCUAGCGGAGCUUGGGCCGAUGUUUUUUUCUGUCAAGGACUCGGAUACAUCGAUGCUGGAGCAUAAGAAGAAGCAGAAGCAGGAAAAGACGGCUAUGGAGGAGGAGAUGGAGAGCCUGAGGAAAGUGCAGGAGAUGAGAGAGAAGGAAGGGAAGGAGAGAGAUCGGGCCAAGAGGGAGAAGGAGCAGCAACGGGUGUCGAUGCCUGGGUUGAAGUCCGGGUCAUCGACUUACUUGAGGCCAAAGAAACUCGGUCUGUAGAUUGUCAUUUCCUUUUCUUGUUUCAAAGGAAAAAAUGGAAAGAUGAAUUUGUACAAAUUUUUUUGAUAUAUUAAGAAGCCAUGGAUGCUUUCUUUUUGGAGUUGCUAUGGGUUUUGCAGUUUGAAGCAAAACAGGCUUGUACUAUGUAAUUCUUGUACUGUCUGGAAAUUCAACAUUUGUGUUUCUGUCCAGAACUCAAAAAGUGCACCUCACCUGGAUUAUGAUACAACUACUGUUACUGUUCAGACUAAUUCCUUUCAGAAAUAUGUAUACUCAUUUUUCCAAGGGUGAUUUGAAAAAGGAUCAAAUUUUGUUUAGGGCUCAUUCUUCCCAGGCAGUGUGAGAACAAUAUAGUGUCCUAUUUUUAGAUGGGUUUUCUACGUCAGACAUUAUCCUUCAAACCAAAGCUGAGGCUGUGGUUCAUAUGUACAGGCUUGCAUGGGAAUAGGGCACGACUCUGUUUUCAGGCAGUUGUGUUUCUUUUGAAAAAUGUGAACUCAGAAUAUGAACUCAUCUGAUCUUUGAGAAAAUUGAUUAUUUUUCUGACUGCAA